GAGGACUGCAAACAGGUCGGUGUUUGCAGUCAUACAUACAGUAAAUAAAAUCCUUUGGUGUGUAUCUGGCCUUCAUGCGCUCCAUGUUCCUCCCUGAAGAGGAGCACAGAGGUGAUGAAGCAGCAGGUUCGAGAGCGCUUCGAGAACAUGCGAUGUGUCCUGAAACAUGACGAGCAGGCUGUCAUCGACUCCCUGGAGCUGGACCUGAAACGGACCAGGACCAAACUGGACCAGGUUCUUAGGGACUGGAAAAAACACCAGGACCAGGUCACUAAGAGCAUCAGCAGCAUCCAGAGAGCGCUGAGCAAGAGCCCGGCGACUGAGCACGACGCGAAGGCCCAGUCUGUGAAUCUGAGUUCUAAGAAGCCCGAGGCCUCUGAGAAGGAAAUCCGACUGGAUGAGGAGAGAUUUGAAAAGCUCCUUAAAAGUUUAUCCUCCCUCUGCAAACUACUGAAAGCUCAGCUACAGAGGAAGACUCUUCUGUUAGAUUCAUCCCCCAUGGUGAUUGACAGGCAGACGUGCCAUAGCCUGGUGACGGUGACCCCAGAGGGGCUGAGCAUGUCCUUCUCAGGCUCUGCCCAUUCAGCCCCGGAGCAUCCCCUUCAGUUUGAUAAGGUCUGCUGCGCCCUGGGCUUGGCUCCUGUCACAGCCGCUCAGAGUUACUGGGAGGUCAACGUCCGCUGCUGCUCUGCCUGGGCUGUGGGCGUGGCUUACGCCAGCCUGGUGAGGAAGGGCCGAGACAAGGGUGCCAAAUUGGGCCGCAACAGGAACUCGUGGUGCGUGGAGCUUCGUAACGGCCAUCUUUCUGCUUGGCACAACGACCGGCGUAUGGUGUGCCAGGGCGGGCAAACGCCGCUGGGAAAGGUUGGAGUGUGGGUGAAUUAUGACAAGGGCCAGCUGAUGUUCUACGACGCGGACACCAUGGUUGUCCUACAGAGGUUCUCUGCAGCCGUGACGCCGGUGUUUGACAGGGCUCAUCAACAUUUCACCGAGCCCCUGUACCCCGCUAUACGCUUCCUGAGACCCCCAGAGAAGCAGAUAUGGCCCAAUCACGUGGAACUCUGUCACCUCAACACUCUGUGAUACUGCAGGCACGCACCACAGACAGGCAUGUGCACUCUAUCUGAAUGUCUUGAGCUAGGAUGGGGCAGAACCACCGCUGUAUAGGAAAGGGGUGCGCUGGAUUUAUAACGAGACAAAACCAGAGCAUCACUGCAAAACAGAAUGCAGCACUAUAAUUGUUUGAUCUCCAUUAUCCUGUUUUCACAAUUGUUGGAAGCCUAAAUAAAAUUUGAUAAAUUGCAUAGCCCUAUGCUCAACCGGGUGCUUCUGCUUGAGGUGGUGAAAGUUUGUUGCAUUGCCCACUUUGCUGUUGUAGUCUGCUUGCACUUCUUACAUAUUACCAUGGUUUGUUGUACACCUGCUCUUAUGUAUCAUUAAAAAUGAUAUGGAUAUAUGAUAGGCGGCACGGUGGUGCAGUGGUUAGCACUGUCGCCUCAUAGCAAGAAGGUUGCCCCGGCCUUUCUAUGUUGAGUUUGCACGUUCUCCCCGUGUUGCGUGGGUUCUCUCCGGGUGCUCCACCGUCCAAAGACAUGCGGACAAGGUUAAUUGGUGACCCUAAAUUGCCUUUAGGUGUGAAUGUGAGCAUGAGUGGU
Molecule: messenger RNA, 1655 nt
Organism: Micropterus dolomieu (smallmouth bass)
Lineage: Eukaryota; Metazoa; Chordata; Actinopteri; Centrarchiformes; Centrarchidae
Product: tripartite motif-containing protein 14
Exons: 4
Coding region: 115-1083 (322 amino acids)
Molecular function (GO): protein binding
Source: RefSeq, a predicted model, not a curated record